This is a messenger RNA of Spodoptera frugiperda (fall armyworm), 2096 nucleotides long. RefSeq names its product transcription factor IIIB 90 kDa subunit (gene Brf). The record is from RefSeq and is a predicted model, not a curated record. Lineage: Eukaryota; Metazoa; Arthropoda; Insecta; Lepidoptera; Noctuidae. Gene Ontology annotation, cellular component: nucleus; transcription factor TFIIIB complex; transcription preinitiation complex. Gene Ontology annotation, biological process: DNA-templated transcription initiation; transcription preinitiation complex assembly; transcription by RNA polymerase III. Gene Ontology annotation, molecular function: RNA polymerase III general transcription initiation factor activity; TBP-class protein binding; RNA polymerase III type 3 promoter sequence-specific DNA binding. The transcript is spliced from 12 exons. Bases 195 to 2096 code for a protein of 633 amino acids.
CAGCUGAUUGUCAGUCGUGGUAUUUUUUGUUUGGUGUCAAGCGAAGUCAAAAUUGUUAUCAUUUCAGUAAGGUUUUCAAGCAUUGAAAAAGUUGUAUCUUGUUUUAACAUUAACGGAUAUGUAUAUUUACUCUUUAUAUUUAUAGAGAAACGUUCAUUUUUAUUGUAAAGUAAUUCAUCAAAAGAUCAAGCGAAAUGUCUGGGAAGAAAUGUAAGCACUGUGGGUCCUCGGACAUCGAAGUGGACCCAGCCCGAGGAGACGCGGUGUGCACAAACUGUGGGUCUGUGCUGGAGGACAAUAUCAUUGUUGCUGAAAUCGAGUUUCAAGAAAAUGCCCAUGGCGGGGCUUCCACCAUCGGACAGUUCGUGUCUGCUGAGACUAAAGGAGGAGCUACCGGUUUUGGCAGAGCCUUCAAUGCGGGUAUUGGGCAAGAAUCCAGAGAGGUGACAUUAAGAAAAGCCCGAGAAGGCAUCACAGCCCUCUGCCAACAGUUGCGACUUAACCAACAAUGCAUAGAUAUUGCGUGCAACUUCUACAAGAUGGCUCUGUCUCGACAUCUCACCAUUGGAAGACCGUCCAGCCACACACAAGCAGCUUGCGUUUAUAUGACAUGCAGGACAGAAGGCACAGCCCAUCUGUUGAUUGAUGUAAGCGACGCUGUUCCCAUCUGCUGCUAUCAAGUUGGACGCACAUACUUCAAGUUGUCGAGAGCACUAUGCAUCAACAUACCUCCUACCGAUCCCUGUUUGUACAUUCUGCGGUUCUCAUCACAAUUGCAGUUUGGAGAGAAAUCUCACGAAGUCAGUAUGACAGCGCUGCGAUUGGUACAACGAAUGAAAAGGGAUUCUAUACACUCAGGACGCAGACCGUCUGGCAUUUGCGGAGCUGCUCUGCUUAUAGCAGCAAGGUUACACGAAUUCAACCGCACACCAGCCGAUGUCGUGAGAAUCGUGAAAGUCCACGAGUCGACACUACGGAAACGACUUCUCGAGUUUGGAGACACACCGUCCAGUGCCCUGACGCUUGAGGAGUUCAUGACCGUGGACUUGGAGGAGGAACAGGAUCCUCCGGCCUUCAGAGCAGCUAGGAAGAGGGAUAAAGAAAGGUUACAGAAGUUAAUGGACGAGGAAGAUGGUGAGAAAGAACUGACAGAACUACAGAAAGAGAUAGAACACCAACUAGAAAAAGACGGCAACAAAAGAAAAAAAGUAGCCGCUGUGAUUGGCAAUUCCACAAAUGUUUUGGGCAUUGAUGAAACAACAUCGGAAGAUGUAGAAGCGUCCAGGUUUGCGGCUGAAGAUGCACUGGACCUCAUAGGAGAGCUCGCUAGUGACGUCACCACCAAGGAGGAUGGAGUUGUCACUAAGAGUGAAAAGAUGAAGCAGGAGAAAGGACUUGGGCCAGACUUAGCCGUAAUAGGCUUAGCAGGAUCGAGUCAAGAGGACAAAUCUGACAAAUUCCUUCGGCCGGAGCCGAAACAAACGGCUAAGGAUCUUCACAAUGCUGAGGAGCUGGUGUUGGACCAGAAAGACGAGGAGUACAUCAGUUCUCUGAUCAUGUCGGACGAGGAAAUGAAACAUAAAGCCUUACUUUGGAACAAAAUCAACGCCGGCUAUUUGAAGGAACAGAAAAUUAAAGAAGAAUUGCGGGCGAAGGAACGAGAAGAAAAUAAGGAUAAAAAGAAGAAACUACGGGGGUCCUACAAGAAGAGGACGCCGUGUAACGCUGCGACCGCGGGAGAAGCUAUUGAGAAAAUGAUAGCUGAGAAGAAAAUUAGUUCUAAGAUAAAUUAUGAUAUUCUGAAAAGCUUGGACCAUCCCGGUACGCCUGUACCUCCCACGCCUAAAGGAGCUACUGUUGAUAGCAAACCCGCAACGCCAGCGGUGGUGCCGGAAUCUCCCGUGCAGCGCAAGCGCAAGAGGAAGAUACAGCCGAACCUCUCCCCUCGCACCCCCGCCACUCCUGCCCCACCUACGCCGCAACCUGUUGUUGAUAUCGCAGAGGAUUACGAUGACGAGAUGGAGCCGGAUCCAGUGGACGUCGGCGGCGAGCUCUCUCUAGCGGCCAUGUUGCAAAACGGUCGGGCAAUGUGUUAA